AUGAAUAAAUUUAUUCAAGAUAAAAACUACCAUCCAUCAUAACUUGAAGAAAUUACAUCAUUAAUAUAUAAAAUAACAGACAGACAGUCCAAAUUUGCAGACCUUCACAAUUAAGUUGAGGAGAGCAUCUAGAAAAUUAUAAAUGUGAGUUAGAAUUAAUUUGAAAAAGUGAUGAAAAAAAAACAUAAAGAAGAUCGACAACUUACAUAGGAGCAUGAUGAAAGAAUAUAAAUAAUUCAAUAGGAAUAUCUGAUUUCUUAAGAUAGCUUAAUUUAAUAGAUAUGUCAAAGGAAAUCAGAAUAUUUAUAGAUUCUAGAGUCUUUGUAUUACGAAUAUUCACAGUUUAUAUCAUUUUUUGAUCAUGAUGAACAGGCUGAAAAUAAUAAUUAUAUUUUGAUCAUCUAUGAAAUAUUAACAGAUAGUUAAGUAUUUCGUGACGAUCAAAGAUUGAAUUAAACACUAUUAACCGAGUAUAUAAGUCAAAAUAAAGUGAAUAAAAUACAAUCUCUUCAUGCUUCUCUCAAAUUGACAAUUUCUUAAUUACAAAAAAUAGAAGAAAACUUUAAAUUUUCAAAAAACAAUAGCAAAAAAGAAUAAUAUUUACAUUCCCUUAAUGAAAGAUUGAAUUCAUUCAUUGAAAACCUAAAAUAUGGUUAAAGCAAAUUGGAUAUGCUUUUACAAGAAAUGCAAGAAUGCAAUGGAGCUCAAAAAGAAUAAGAUGCAAGAAUUCAAGCUAAUCUCAGUCUCAUCAGUUAAAUAUUGAAGAGUCACUAGGAUAAAAAAAUGGCUGAAUAUGAAAAUUUCAAAAAAUCAAAUGAAAAUCUCAUUAAAAUAAUCAAUCGACUCUCAGAAAUUAAUUACAAACUUAAAUUAUAACAAAAACAGAAUUAUGAAGAUGUCUCAUAAUUGAUGGAAUUGUAUUACAUUUAAAAUGAUAAAGCACCAUCUCUUCAACCACUAUAGAGAAAAAGUACUAUUAAAAUAAUUAAACCCAUAUCUUAUCAAAGAUCAAGAAUUUACUCAGAAGCAAAAAAGGAAGUUCAUUUUGAUUUAUCAUCUCGAACUUCAAUGAAAGAGACCAAUCUUGAAUCGUAAAUUCUUUAUCAAUCUCCCCUAAUAAUUCAACCUUCAUUAGUCACUCAACCUACAAUAUCCGAUGUAUCUCUCUUUACUUCUGGAUAGAGUCUCAACAAAUUGAAAACACAGAAAAAUUCUGAUAGACAAUGGACUUCAAAAUAUCCAACUAAUGUGGAUAAAAAGACUGCCAUCCCAAUUAAAUGCCAAUGUCCUCCCUAAUGUUCAUGUCAAGCUUUAUUAAUUAUUUAGGUUCAUUCAUGUAAUAAACAACUUUAUAUCAACUCAAUAGGUUAGCUUCUAUGCUAAUAAUGUUUUUUCACUCAAAACAUCUAGGAUUAUAAUUUCUAUUGUCCUUAUACAAGAACAAAAAAUAAAUUCAAAAGUAGUAAGGAUUUCUUAGAGGCCUUUUGGUAACACAUAAAGACAUUAACAAUGAAUCAAUAGAUUGUCGAUUUUUGGAAUAAUUUAUAAUUAAGUUGCUAAUAGAUGUUUUAGAUUAAUCCUUUUUCUCAUUCCGACAACCAAAAUCAAAUCAAUUUUAUUGGAUUCUGUCCAGCUUAAUGCAAAUGCAAUCAUAAUUAGAGUAGAUAAUAAUACCACUUAUGUUAAAACAACCUUUAUAUUUCAUCUGAUGGACUUAUUAAUUGUAAAAAGUGUAAUUUUUAUGGGGAUCCAAAAUAACAUUUUUACUAUUGUCCAGAAACGAAAACUUUCAAUAUUUACAGAAGCGGGGAGGAGUUUAUAUAAUCUUUGGAUUUUAUCUCUGAUGCCAGAAGUUAAUAAUAGUUUCUUAGACAAUUAAGAUUAAACAUUCCUUCUGUUUUGUGGGAAUGA
Paramecium octaurelia is the source of this 1911-nucleotide messenger RNA. The record is from the annotation of a GenBank genome assembly. Lineage: Eukaryota; Ciliophora; Oligohymenophorea; Peniculida; Parameciidae.